Chiroxiphia lanceolata (lance-tailed manakin) is the source of this 1064-nucleotide messenger RNA. RefSeq names its product class II histocompatibility antigen, B-L beta chain-like. The record is from RefSeq and is a predicted model, not a curated record. Bases 51 to 905 code for a protein of 284 amino acids. Gene Ontology annotation, cellular component: MHC class II protein complex; membrane. The transcript has 5 exons. Gene Ontology annotation, biological process: antigen processing and presentation of exogenous peptide antigen via MHC class II; peptide antigen assembly with MHC class II protein complex; positive regulation of T cell activation. Lineage: Eukaryota; Metazoa; Chordata; Aves; Passeriformes; Pipridae. Gene Ontology annotation, molecular function: MHC class II protein complex binding.
CGGCGCCGCCCGGCUGGUUUGGGGCUGUCAGCAGCUGUCCGGCGCUGGGCAUGGAGCGUGUGCGGGGAGCUGGGGCCGUGCUGGCGGUCCUGGUGCUGCUGGGAGCCCCCCCGGCUGCGGGCGAGGAGCUGUCGGGGGUGUUCCAGUUUCUAGGAAAAACCGAGUGUUACUUCAUUAACGGCACCGAGCAGGUGAGGUUAGUGGACAGGUACAUCUACAACCGGAAGCAGUUCGUGCACUUCGACAGCGAUGUGGGGGUCUAUGUAGGGGACACCCCUUUUGGGGAGAUCCUGGCCAAGCAGUGGAACAGCGACCAGGAGUAUCUGGAGUAUGCACGGUCUGCAGUGGACAGGCACUGCCGGUACAACUACGAGUUGUCCACCCCGUUCCUGGUGAACCGCAGAGUGCCCCCCAGCGUGUCCAUCUCGCUGGUGCCGUCGAGCUCCCAGCCCGGCCCCGGCCGCCUGCUCUGCUCCGUGAUGGAUUUCUACCCUACGCCGGUGCAGGUGAGGUGGUUCCAGGAUGGGCAGGAGCUGCCGGAGCACGUGGUGGCCACCGACGUGGUCCCCAACGGGGACUGGAGCUACCAGGUGCUGGUGCUGCUGGAAAUCCCCCCCCGGCGCGGGGUCACCUACAGCUGCCAGAGAUGCCACCGGACACCGUCCGCAGCAAGAUCCUGGUGGGGGUCGGGGGCUUCGUCUUGGGCUUGGUCUUCCUGGCGCUGGGGCUCGGCUUCUACCUGCGGGAGAAGAGCUCCUGAGCCGCCGGCGGCCGCAGCCCCUCCCCGUGGCCUCGGGCCCAGCCGGGACCCCCCAAACCCUGCCCUGAUUUUGGGGGCUUUGGGAGGGCACCUGCCCUUCAACACGGCACCCAGAACACCCCAAAAGGUGCUGGGACACCCCUAAAACACCCACAGCUCCUCAAGGACCCCCCAAACCAACUCAAAUCCCACCCAGGACCCCACCUAACCCCAUUGUUGGGGGGACUUUUAUGGGCUCUGGUGUUACUGGGAGCCCCCCCGGCUUUGGGAGAGGAGCUCUGGGGUGAGUGGGGGAUGGGAAGAG